This is a messenger RNA of Parnassius apollo (apollo), 1155 nucleotides long. NCBI's taxonomy places the organism in Eukaryota, Metazoa, Arthropoda, Insecta, Lepidoptera, Papilionidae. The record is from the annotation of a GenBank genome assembly.
AUGUACAUAGCGCUGGACCAGAGCCCUCUGCGGCUGGGUGCGUUCCGCAUGCGCGACGCGAUGACGUCCGUGGAACAUCUCACGCACGUACUCACCGUGCACUACCUCUCCGCGGCCUUGCUUAGUGCGGGGUGGGUGGUGGGCGGUCUGGAGCUGGUGGGUGCACCGGGUGCGCUGGCGGCUCGCGUGGGCGGCGCGGCGGGUGGGGUGCGGGGCGUGGCGACCACUGCCGCCGCCGCGCUGCUUCGCUCGCUCAGCGCCGCCGCCGGGUCGCUGGCGCGCAACCUUGACCUGCUCGCCGGCGAUGACGACCACGCGCAGCGAGCCGCCGCAGCCAGGAGACGUCCUCCGCCUAGUCUGUUGGCAGGCUUGGCAGCGGGGCUUACUAAUUUUGCUAUUAAUAUACUUGGUGCGGUGGGAGGGCUGGCGCACCACCCGGUGGUGGGCGUGUGCGUUGGCGAGGCGAGCGGCGGCGCGGCGCUGAGGCGCGGCCUGGUGGGCGCGCUCGCCAAGCCGCUGAGCGCCACCGCUGACCUGGUCGCCUACGCAGGACAAGGCCUGCUCGCGCAGACGGGCUGGGAUGCCGCGCCCCAGGCGCGCGAGUGGGGCGGCGAGACGGAGGGCGGGGUCGCGGGCGCGGAGGCGUGGCGGCGCGCGUGCGUGCGCUGGGCCUUCCGGCUGGCGGAGCUGCCUGCGCUCGCCGGGUACACGGUGCUGCUGCAAUCCGCGCCAAUGCUGCUCAUCGUCACGCAAAAGUUCCUAGUGUUGGCCGAUCCUGACACGGAACGCAUCGUGGAAAUGAUAGAUUUAAAGUUAUGCACCGUGCAGCCACUGCAGGGCGAAGUUGUCGAGGUGUUGGUGAAACAACGUCGCCCCGGCAAACUGCCUGAGACAUUAGAAGUAGCAGACGAAAAUAAUGAAUACCAGAUCAGCGCAGCUGCAAUGGCGCGCGUGGCGCGGUACACGGGUUCGAGCAUGGCGGGAGCGGCGGCGGGCGUGGCUUCGGGGUCUGGGGUUGGAGUGGGGGUAGAGUUGGGGGCGAGUGACACGCGCUCGCUACCGCUGCGUGCGAUCCCCGCACAGGCGCAAUCGCUGCACGCCACACUGUGCGCCGCCACAAGACACAACUGCGCGGCGCAUUUCCAGUUGCUGUAG